AUGUGUGCAUUAGCUGCUCGCUAUUCUGAUAACCCGAUAUUUCGCAAUAUUCCCCCGUGUGCCCGCGGAAAGCUGUACGCAACCAAGGCGAUCAAUUAUUGCCACGAGAACAUGGUAUCUCCGGACCUGGAGACCGUGCAAGCCUUCCUCUUGGUCGGGUAUUACUUCGGCGGAGAAGGAAAUACCCAUGGGAAGUACAUCUAUAUUGGGUUAGCCCGUCUGCAUGCGCAUCUUGUACCUCACGAGAGUUUCACAACCCCGGUACUUCGCGAGGAACAUCGCCGAACAUGGCUUUCUAUUCAGAUUGCUAGUCAUUGGUCUGCUUCAGAUAUGGCUAUGGAACCGACCUCUUUCUUCGAGGAGCCGAUUUACCAACCAAAAAUUGACGAUGCAGAAUUUCAUACACUGGGCCCAGAUCUCUUCGAGGGACCAAUAAAUACUUUGCUACGUCGCCUCAGUCAAGAGUUGAUUCCAUUUCAUCAAUACUGUGAAGAAGCCGCAAUUCUUGAACACGAUCUUGAUCGGUGGGCGGAGGGCUUGCCCUCCACCCUUGUCUACAAUUAUGCCAAUUUUAUGCAUAUGAUCGGGAAAAAAUUGGGUCAAAUCUUUUUAUCCAUGCAUAUUGGCUAUUAUCACUUUCGCCAGAUGCUUUUCUUCCCCUUUUUGGACUCUCGACUCACACAGUCGGCUACUUGCAGUAGAGCAGCAAAAUGCAAAGAGAGCGCUACCAUCGUUUCCAAUAUUUUACGAUACUCAGAGACCACACCAGGGUGUAAGAUGAUCUACUUCAUUUACGGGCAUAUUGCAGUCAUCAGCUCCAGUGUUCAGCUCCAUACUCUACUUUUCAGUGAUGAUCAGCCGGAGCGCAGUUUGGCACGAGACGGGCUGGUAUCCAAUUUUCAAUAUCUAAUGAGCCUGAAAUUAUUUUGGCGUGUUGUCGAUCAUCAUGUUUGUAUCAUCCUGAGUCCGCCAUUAAGCAUUGCUAAUUCCGUGAUACUUCAGGUCGCCCACUUGCGAAUAUUUCAGAACUCCUGUAAAGACUCAUUGCUGAACCCAUUUGCACUGGAUAGCUGGAUGGCACGGUUCCUCACUGAGCAUACUUCGGCCCUUUCACAGAGACUCAUGAACGAUACCAACUGCCCUUCUACGGAUACGGGUAUAGCAGCAACAGAUUCAAUCAGCCAAGUGGACGGAGCUACUACUGCGGAUAACCCCGUCUCUCAGGUUGAAGAUACCGAUAGACUUGAGGCUGCUGGGACGGAGGAGUCUGAGAUUGACACUGCAGAUUAUAAUGAUCUAUCAAGGUUGAUAGGUGACCAAGGGAUGAGUGGUCAAGCAAUUGUGGAUAGUGCUCUGAGUUGGCUUCUAAACGAUCAAGCGGAAGGAGUUCAAGGUAUUUACUAA
Molecule: messenger RNA, 1404 nt
Organism: Penicillium cosmopolitanum
Lineage: Eukaryota; Fungi; Ascomycota; Eurotiomycetes; Eurotiales; Aspergillaceae
Product: fungal specific transcription factor domain-containing protein
Exons: 3
Coding region: 1-1404 (467 amino acids)
Cellular component (GO): nucleus
Source: RefSeq, a predicted model, not a curated record